GCGCCCCCCCUUCCCCCGGCCUCGCCGUGCGUGGCGCGCGGGGGCAGGGGCAGGCGCGCGAGCCGUCUCGCCACCCGCGCGCGUGCGUGAGUGACUGCGCGGACGAGCGGCCAUUGGGCGCGCGCGACCUUUAGGGGCGCGCGGCCGUUGGGCUCGCGCGCCCGCGCGCGUGUGUGUGCGUGCAUGGGGCGGUAAGGCGCCUUCCCGCAGCCCGCGCCGCUCUCGCCGGAGCGCCGGCGGCCGGGCAGGGCAGGGGGGCCCGGGCCGGGAGCAGGGGCAUGGAGAGCCUGCUGGAGAACCCGGUGCGCGCCGUGCUCUACCUGAAGGAGCUCACCGCCAUCGUGCAGAACCAGCAGAGCCUCAUCCACACCCAGCGCCAGCGCAUCGACGAGCUGGAGCGGCGCCUGGACGAGCUGAGCACCGAGAACCGCAGCCUCCGCGGGCAGCAGCCGCCCCCCGCCGAGCCGCCGGCGGCCCCCGCGCCGCCCCAGGGCCCCCAGCCCGAGCAGCCCCCGCCGCCGCCGGGCCAGCCCGACCCGCUCCAGCACCACCAACAGCUCCCGGCGCAGCAGCAGCAGCAACAGCCCCCGGGCAAGCAGGCACCGGCGGGCCCCGGCGGCGGCGGCGGCCGGGCUCCCGGGCACCAGCACCCCCCGCUGCAGCCCCACCAGCACCCCGCGGAGAAGGACGGCAGGGAGAAGGGCUGCUGCGCCGCUCUGCUCCAGCACAAGCCCCCCCAGGCCAUCGGCAAAGGCGUCCUGAGCAGGAGACCGGAGAAUGAAACUGUUUUACACCAGUUCUGUUGCCCAGCAGCUGAUGCAGAGCAGAAGCCUUCCUCUCCAGACUCCUCACCAAGUGAUGAUCCCUGCGGUUCCACAAGCAAGAAAGCCAGGUGUGAAACGGAGGAUCCGAAGGAGACCGGCAGACACAAUGGCCAGGAAGGCAGGUCCGACACCCUGACGCUAAAAGCCCAGCAUGCGGAGCUCCAAGAAGAGCAGGCAGCGGGGUGUUCCCCUCUGGUGCAGAAGGCGAGCCUCCACCACACGGGCUCCCCAGUGAGAGUGCAGCACAGCAAAGGGACGGCCUCGUGUUCCCAUGCGGCUGCCUCCGAUUAUGAGCUCUCCCUUGACCUAAAGAAUAAACAGAUUGAAAUGCUAGAGCACAAGUAUGGAGGUCACCUGGUGUCUCGCAGGGCAGCCUGCACCAUCCAGACCGCUUUCCGGCAGUACCAGCUCAGCAAGAACUUUGAGAAGAUCCGCAACUCACUGCUGGAGAGCCGCAUGCCACGCCGUAUCUCUCUGAGGAAAGUCCGGGUCCAAAACUCAGAGAGCUUCUCUGCUGAGAAAGCCCUGGUAGAGGGAUACAACUUUGUGGGCAUUCCUUUGGUGAGGUCCCCAUCUUUGCCAGCCACCAUCAGUGGGGCACUGACUGAACUGGAGGACUCCUUCACAGAACAAGUUCAGUCUCUGGCCAAGUCCAUUGAUGAUGCCCUCAGCACCUGGAGCUUGAAGACGAUGUGUUCUCUGCAAGAUGGGAGCUCAUACCAGAUCAGAGAGACCUUCAGUGCCAGCUCGAUGCAGCCAAACCAAGACUUAGAAGCUGAGCUGCAGGAUAAGGAGAAGGAGGAAGGGCUCCUGCCAGACACCCUGCCCAAGAGCAGCAGCACUCUCAUGAUGGCCUUCCGGGAUGUCACUGUCCAGAUCGACAACAAGAACAUCUCUGUCUCAUCGUCUACCUCGGUGUCCAUGGCAAACUGCCUCAGCAGCAAUGCCCAGGCUGGGCUCUCUCAAGCCACCAAGACUGAAGAACCCUCAGGAGAAGGGGAGGGAGAAGUCAGUGAGCCACAGACUGCCCCAGAGAGCUUACCUGAGUCCAGAGCUCUCCAGAACAGUCACACUUUCACCGAGGUGAACAUCAGCACUAAUGGCAUGGGAGACAGCAGUGCUGAGCCCGGACAGAUGGCAGUGCAGAAGCUCCAGUUUGAUGCUAACAACGAGACGGGGCAAAGCAAAGGCUCUGAGUCUGAGAAUGUGGACAACUCGGAGCAGCUGAGCAGCAGCAGCACCUCUACUUCAGCCAAGUCAGCCUCUGAGGUUUCCUCGAAGGAAGCACUGCAGGCAAUGAUCCUCAGCCUCCCACGGUACCACUGCGAGAACCCAGCCAGCUGCAAGUCCCCCACACUUUCCACAGACACCAUGAGGAAACGCCUCUACCGCAUUGGGCUGAACCUCUUUAAUAUCAACCCAGACAAAGGGAUCCAGUUCCUGAUCUCCCGAGGCUUCAUCCCAGACACCCCCAUUGGGGUGGCACACUUCCUGCUCCAGCGGAAGGGCCUCAGUCGCCAGAUGAUUGGGGAGUUCCUGGGCAACAGCAAGAAACAGUUCAACAGAGACGUCCUGGACUGCGUGGUGGACGAGAUGGACUUCUCGGGCAUGGAGCUGGAUGAAGCACUGCGGAAAUUCCAGGCCCACAUCCGCGUGCAGGGGGAGGCACAGAAGGUUGAGCGGCUAAUUGAGGCCUUCAGCCAGAGGUACUGCAUGUGUAACCCAGAUGUGGUCCAGCAGUUUCACAACCCAGACACCAUCUUCAUCUUGGCCUUUGCAAUCAUCCUCCUCAAUACGGACAUGUACAGCCCCAACAUCAAGCCUGACAGGAAGAUGAUGCUGGAGGACUUCAUUCGCAAUCUGAGAGGGGUGGAUGAUGGUGCUGACAUCCCACGGGAGCUGGUGGUGGGGAUCUACGAGAGGAUCCAGCAAAAAGAGCUAAAAUCCAACGAGGACCACGUGACUUAUGUCACCAAAGUGGAGAAAUCCAUAGUUGGAAUGAAAACGGUUCUCUCUGUGCCCCAUCGCCGGCUAGUCUGCUGCAGCCGCUUGUACGAGGUAACCGAUGUGAAUAAAGUGCAGAAGCAGGCGGCUCACCAGAGGGAAGUUUUUCUCUUCAAUGACUUGCUGGUGAUCCUCAAGCUUUGCCCCAAGAAGAAGAGCUCCUCGACCUACACAUUCUGCAAGUCAGUUGGCCUGCUGGGGAUGCAGUUCCAUCUCUUUGAGAAUGAAUAUUACCCCCAUGGCAUCACACUGGUGACUCCAGUUUCGGGCUCAGAGAAGAAACAGGUACUACACUUCUGUGCUCUGGGUGCUGAGGAAAUGCAGAAAUUUGUGGAAGAUCUGAAAGAAUCAAUAGCAGAAGUGACAGAGCUGGAGCAGAUACGAAUUGAAUGGGAGUUGGAGAAACAGCAAGGGACAAAGACUCUGUCAUUAAGGACCAACGGAGCCCAGAUGGAACCACAAUCUAAGCAAGGAUCUCCAACAAGCAAGAAGGAUUUGGGAGAGAAGGUCUCGGACAGCACAGUGGAGGUGUCAAUUCACAACAGGCUUCAAACGUACCAGCACAACUCCGCCCUGGGGCCCGAGAGUGGAAUGCAGCCCAGCACGCGUCUUAAUAUGCCACGGGAGCGGCUGGAGACAGCACUGGUGGCCUCGCACCCCGCCUCAGCGGGGACACUUGUACAGUGCCAGCAGAUUGUCAAAGUCAUUGUCUUGGACAAGCCGUGCCUCGCUCGAAUGGAGCCGGCCCUCAACCAGACUCUGACACGCUAUGUCACCUCUGAUUCCUGCAGCUCCACCCCCUGGCGCAGCACAGGCAGCGAGCUCCCUGGGACCCCCAUGAAGCUAGUCCAUCAGCCUCCCCUCCCACCUCCACCACCUCCUUACAAUCACCCACACCAAUAUUGCCCCCCCAGCUCCCUGCUUCAGAGGCGCAGGUACUCCAGUGGCUCACGCAGCCUUGUGUAGCCACACCACCAGCACCAAAACAGCACAGACUUCCUCCCUUCCCUUCCCCACCAUCUUCCUGGAACCCCUUCUGCCUACAGAGAUCUAGUUUGUGAUUUAUUUUUUAGUAAAAGAAGAAGAAAAGAGAAAAAAAUUGCCAACCAACCUAACUCUUACCCAGUCUCCCCUUGAGAUGAUGCUAAUUGUGAGGAGCCAUCUGUAGAAACUGCUGACCUACAUGCUCACACAUCCUCACACCCUACCAGCCUCCUGCGCUCAUGCCCUCCUCAUGUAGCACUUUGUUGCCCUGUUCCUGAGAGGCUUGAUGACCUGCUGCUUUCUAGGCACUGUGUCUUCCGUUUGCUGCUCCUCGACCCCCUCCCCCUGCCUUGCAUUUACCUGGCCAUAGGUUUAUACCUACCCCAAAACUUCAGCAGCCUCAGAGAGGGACAGACUCACCCAUGCCAAGGCCCAACCUUGGGUCACUUCCAGGGCUGGAGUUCCCCCUGCCACUGCUGCUGUUGCUGCCUGCUAAGCUGGAGCUGAGAAUUUGUACCACUUGCCAUGCUUUCUCUUCAUCGCUCUUCAAUAUUAUCUCCUUCCUGCAGCAGAUGGUUCAGAGCGAGGGAGUGCACUGAGAGCAUGAGACGAAAAGAGACUGUCCUAAGCUGCAGUACAACGCAAGGAAGGCCUCACUCUGAACAUCAAAACUGUUUCUGUUGUUAUAUUGGAGCAUUGUACCAAGAGACCUCUGCUGAGACCUAGCAGACCUCAUCACAUGUAAAUACACCUAUAUGGUAGAGUAUGUACGGAGCAUGCUUACUAAAGGAAACACCAAGCAGUUCUGAGGGAGCAGAAGAGGGACAUUAAACCCAGGGACCUUCCUGGGAUGGAUGGGCACUUUUCCAAAGAGAUGGCACCAAGAGGUGCCCUCCCACCCAAACACACACACACACACACACACACACACACACACAAAAGGAUGGUCUUCUCUGGCAUGAACGGUACCCACCUCUGCUUUCCCCCUUGUAGCUGGUUUGUGUUUCCUUCCCACCUGAUUUUUUAUAUUCUCAGAGAAAAGCCAAGUGUUAUGUUCACCUUGUGGGAUGGAUGAUCCCUUCUCUUGGCCUCUUCCUCCUGUGUUAGAGGGAAGGGGCUUUUUGGAGCCCACCCACGUGAGGUCCCAGCUGUAUCCCUUACCUGGCUAUAUACCCUCGCCCCAUCAGCCCUUCCUGUAGGAAAGCUCCAUACACACUAGGCUCCAAGGCCUCUUCUCCUCCCUCGCUCCCUAUCACAGUUUCAAAAUGAGAGGAGGGGAAGAUCCUGAGACAGAGAUGACAGCUCAGUUCUACUGCUUUAUUGGGGACAUUGAUGUGCAGGAAGAAGGCAUUAAAAAUGGGCUAUUUUUAGAGAAAAAAAAACCCUGAGAAAUAGGGAGGGGAAGGUAUUAAUUAGCUUAAAGGCUUUGGUCUCACUCACUUGCUCUAUCUCCCUUCGAGGCUUAAGAAGAUCAACUUUAGGAUUUUAAAAUAGGACAGAAUGCCUUUUAUGGCCUUUAGUCUUAUUUUAGAGGGAAAGAAAGAAAUGCUCUUCCUUCCCGUGUGAGGCUGAGACAUGGGCGCCAGGUGCUGAUGACACAGCUGUUGCAUGAGGAAAGAUAAGGGUUGUUGGCAGUGGUGUGGAUGUGCAAAAUGUCAGUGAAAGGAGGACAGUGACAGGCAGAUGCAGGAAAGAUUUUUUGACCUUAUGGGGUAAAAGAAAGCAGCAAUUUUCUUAACCGAUGUUCCACCAUGCUCAUCUCUGGGACUAUUACCAGUGGCCAAAACCACAGUGCAUCAGGACCUGGCCUGCCUCAGUGCUGUUUGGAUGCCCUCUGGCUCUGCUGAAACAUUCAGAGGAAAGCUCAUGUAUUUGUCCUGGGCACAAGCCCAGCUGGGGUUAGGAAAGCAGAGAGGGGCUGGAGUGAAGGGUUCCCUGUGCUUAGCUAGCCCUCCAGGACAGAAAGCCUGCUCACCUCCAGCUCCUCUUACUUCUGAGCUUGACCCAUAUACCCAGAUGUGCCAGCAGGUCUGUCCUGGCUGUUUGCUUAGCUGCGUGGUACAGGACAUUAGGCUGCUGCUGUUAUACGUAAUAGCAGAUGUAUUGACCAGGAACCAACAGGCACAGCCCCAGGGAGGCCUAUGGAAGCAGGAGACUGAAAACUUGUAGAAAAAAACCCUGGAUGAAAGCCCCGUCUCCCUCCAUACCAGAGAAGCUUUCUUCUGCCAAGUCCCCAGGGCACUGAGGAUGCUCCACAUUCACAGCCAGACCCACAGAGAGGUCCUCACCAUCUCUGCAGGACAUGGCCUCGGCCAGGGCUCAGCCCCUUGUCCUCCAGCUACCUGAGAAAUAUGGCUCACCUAAUUUGCCACUUGCUCUGUCCAGGGUGGCAACCCGCCAUAUUUGUGGUAGCCAGGAUCUCAUCUGACAUGCCUAUAGCUUCCUGGAAAAGCUUAAAUGUGGCAUCCACUGUUGUCCAGUCUGCCAUUUUAUUUUUGCUCACUGCUGAGGUAAAAGUGAUGGUAUGCAAGGAGCACUGGCACUGCUUUUCCUUCUCAGCAGUCACUUUGCUGUCUGAAAGGAACAGCAGUGCUCAUUUGCUUAUUUUUUCCCACAGUACAGUGAGCCAUGGAAGGGGUGUGUGUGUGUGUGUGUGUUUUUAAAUAAAUAAAUUAGAUUUUACUUGAUAUUUAACACAAAGUGACAACAACAAAAACCUUAAGGUACUUGAUGAAAUAAUUUUUUUAGAUAAAAUAUUUAUAACAAUGCCUAAGAAGUUCCUGCAAAAGAGAUUUGCUGCUUUAAUAAAUGAUUGGGAAAUCUACAAGAAUGUAAAAAAGAAAUAAGGAAGCUUCCUUGAGAUUCCUGUCUUAAUGCUGGAUGGAGGAUGGAGGCGCAUUAAAUAAGUGCCGAGAUACCUGAGGCACAACAGUUUCUCAGGGCAAGUUGGCUCCCUUUCCCUGACCUUGCAAAGGAUAAUUUUAGCCUAGAGCUUUGGACAGAGAAGCAACCGUAGAUAACCCUUGCUGUCUUCUAGCCUGCUGGACGCAGCAUCUUCUGUAAGGGUCAGUUGGAGAGAUACCAAAUCAUUUUAUUCCAGGUUCUAGUAAAAGAGUUUGCUCUAAAUCCUAUUGUGUAGCUGAACCCUUCAGACUUCACUUCAAAAUAUGGAUUUCUCUUUUCCUUUGAAGGUUGGUCUAGAAGGAUAACAAGCACUUUAAAGCAUGUCUACAUCUCAUCUGGUCUAUUGUAUUGUCUGCUCCCACAGCCCUCCCACAUGCGAGUAAGCCCACAGACUCAGUAUACCUGUAGUGCUGUGAAGACACCCUUCACACAAACUAAUCGUUGACAGGGUGCAAGCUAGAAUGAGUACGUUAGUGACAGCCUAAUGAAGGGCAAAAUGUACACAGCAACUCACCGUGAGGGAUCGGCCCAAAGAAAAAUCAUCAGCAGCUGGCAGCAGUGAUUCUGAUCAUGAGCCUAGCAUGAUCUUUCAAGUAGUGGAAUCAGGUAAGAAGCUGCUGCAGAGAUAAGAUUGACCAAAAUGAACCAGUGGUUUUUGUUGCUGAAUUCAUAUCCUUCUAUAUUAGAAAAGGAGGGAGGAGGAAAGAAAAGACCAAUAAAGAGAAUUUUGCAGUAAGUGUCCAAUACUCAGUGGCCAAACAAAAAGGUGGCUCUGCUGGAAGGUGGAAAAGAGCAAAGUGCUACUGAGGUCUAGACAGCUGUGUCAGGCAAAUCUUCAGACUCUGUCCUGAUUCUCUCUUGCUCAUGCUGGUGCAAGUCCAGUGAAAUUAAUUUGUUUACUCCAGCAGCAAAGCGAUGGAAAAAUGUGACAGAAGCAUCAAACCUAGCACAGACAGGUUGGGUUUAAUGCAGUGUUUGGCUGCUGCUGUAGUACUUCUAAUGCUGUAGUUUGGGCCAGUGCUGUAGCAACCUUGAGUACAUCCUGCAAGACCUUUGAAGCAUUCCAUCGUGUAUGUUUUAUCCUCUUCCUGUAGGUGGAAGGUGUGGGUAUGGUCUGAAAGCAGUAUUUCAUCAAUACUCAGACUUCCUAAUGGAAAAGUACCACCAGAUUUGGAAGUAUUUGAGAGCCUCUAAGCUAUAGGAGUUUGAGUUUUGUUUUGUAUUUUUUCAGAAGGCUUGACCUGCAGUUAUCUGAACAUGUUUGUGAGGUUUCCAAAACAAAUCUGAGCCCUAGAUUGAGGAAGCUGCUGCUUGGGAGAGUCUCUGCUUUGAAAUGGGAGUUGCUGUCUGACCCUGCUGAGUGAGAUCCCCUGCUUCCUGCUCCACCAGCCACCCACUGUGCUAGUGUAAGCUCCAGGGAUUGCCGGCAGUGUUUCGUGAGCUAGAGCUGCCCUUGUCCUGCCCGCUCUUCCACAGCCAUGCCUGGGACAGCAGCUUUGAAAUCACCCAGCUCUUCAACACUAGUCACAACUCCAUCUGAAUGUGUCUUUUUAAAAAGCAAAACUAACAACAGAAGUGUUACCUGUGUGUAGGCUUUUGAAAGCACCUGUCUGUCUGUCUGUACCUGUUUCCUGCUGUAAAUAUCACCAAGAAAAGCUUCCUCCGGGAAAAGUGGUGCGGUCACACCUAGCAAAGAAUCCAAAUGGCUAAUAUUUUGUAACAAAAUAACAAAAAUAGAUCAGAAGUAUUUUAUCUGUUCAAUUCAUAGAGUUUUAGAAAUUAUAUUGAGAUAUGUCA
Molecule: messenger RNA, 8513 nt
Organism: Dromaius novaehollandiae (emu)
Lineage: Eukaryota; Metazoa; Chordata; Aves; Casuariiformes; Dromaiidae
Gene: IQSEC3
Product: IQ motif and Sec7 domain ArfGEF 3
Exons: 14
Coding region: 279-3794 (1171 amino acids)
Biological process (GO): regulation of ARF protein signal transduction; actin cytoskeleton organization
Molecular function (GO): guanyl-nucleotide exchange factor activity; protein binding
Source: RefSeq, a predicted model, not a curated record